Anguilla rostrata (American eel) is the source of this 2350-nucleotide messenger RNA. RefSeq names its product schwannomin interacting protein 1 (gene schip1). The transcript has 15 exons. The coding region runs from base 177 to 2249 and encodes 690 amino acids. Gene Ontology annotation, molecular function: protein binding. Gene Ontology annotation, biological process: positive regulation of hippo signaling. Gene Ontology annotation, cellular component: plasma membrane; cell junction. Lineage: Eukaryota; Metazoa; Chordata; Actinopteri; Anguilliformes; Anguillidae. The record is from RefSeq and is a predicted model, not a curated record.
UGAUGUUGAUUACCGGGCUAAAUGACUCCCAGUCCUCGCGACCCGUGGUAUAAGUCAUGUACGACCUAAACAUCUCAUUGGCUGCGAGAACACUUUCCAAUUCGGGCGGCUGACUGCAAGGCUAUUUCGUUUCAAAGUGUUCUUUGAGAUUCGAGCGCCUGCAACAAGAUCCGACCAUGCUGAGGAGUAGCAAUCAUCGUGCCAUUUAUCAGGGGGAAGACGGGAGACCGCGCGGCGGCGUCCUGGCUGGCACGCGGGAGAGGAAGCGUCUUUCCCUCUGUAUCAAUCAGGAGGAAGGAAAGCGGUGCCACAGGUUCUGCAACAGGAGCGCUGGACAGGACGUUGCCUGGAUGGAGAAUUCCCAUAGAAACCAUCACGCCCGGAGUGAUGGAGAGGACAACAGCGUGUACCGGAGAGAGCAGCAGCGCUCCUGGGAGACUAACGUGGUCAUAAUUCAGAGGGCCUGGCGUGCCACCCUGGACCGUAAGCAGAGCUGGCACAGGGCGUACCACCGCCGUACGCAUCAUCAACAUGAGACGGCCCCGCUGGACCCGUUCCCGAGCACUGCGGGCAUGGAGGGACUGGGACAGGACAUGUCUACGGAGGACCUGAAGCAGCUCCAGAAUGAACUGAAGCAUGUGAGUGAUGGAGGAUACCAGCUGCACAAUCAGCAGCUGAUGGACUUUGAGAAUAACCUGGCGCAGACUGUGGCCGGCAUGCAGCCUCUGGAGGCCAAAGUGUUGAUUAUCCAGCGAGCCUGGCGAGACUUCAUCCAGCGGCAGGACGUCCUGCCGAACGGCUGCCUGGACAAGCGCAGCCCCUCCCCCCCGUCCCUGUCCUCCUCCGGGAAGAUGAGCACCUCCAUCAGCAUGACCACGCUGUCGGACGGGAGCACACCUGAUUAUCGGGAGGAUGGGAUGGACCUGGGCAGCGAUGCCUCCAGCCGCUCCAGCUCUGAGUCCAACUCAAACAAAGUGACGCCGUGCUCGGAGUACAAGUCCUCCCCCAGCCUGGACCUGGCCACCCUGGAGGACUACGAGGAGGACGAGGACUUCCAGGAGUACAAGAAGAAGGUGAUCGAGGAGUGGGAGAGCGAGUACGGCGAGGGCGGGGACAGCGGGGAGGAGAACCUGGGCGGCGGCGGCGGCGGCAGCGAUGGCGGAGACAGGAAGCCGGUCAACAGCCGCAGCCUGGCGGAGGAGUUCCAGGACGCUAAGACCCCGCCCUCUGCCCUGAUUGGCCAGACGGCCACCGCCGUGGCCGCCGUGCCUGAGGAGCUGAAGCAGAACGGCAACGUCAUCGCCCCCACCGGUCGCCACCUGCCCCCGCUCCCCGUGGGCAAGGCCACGCCCAAACCGGGCCAGCGGCUCGGGGGCGGGGCAGGGGGGCGGGGCUCCGGAGAGGAGCUCACAGGGACCCUCCCCUCCGAGGAGGCGCAGCUGCCCACCAUGGACUGGGCCGCUCUGGAGAGGCACCUGGCUGGCCUGCAGUGUCGGGAGCAGGAGGCCCACAACCAGAACCUGGGGAGGAGCAACUACACCUCCGCCCAGAAGAAUGAGAGAGAGUCCAUCCGGCAGAAGCUGGCGCUGGGCAGCUUCUUCGACGACGGGCCAGCGAUCUACACCAGCUGCAGCAAGAGCGGGAAACCCAGCCUGUCCUCCCGGCUUCAGAGUGGGAUGAACCUGCAGAUCUGCUUUGUUAAUGACAGUGGCAGCGACAAAGACAGUGAUGCCGACGACAGCAAGACAGAGACCAGCCUGGACACUCCACUGUCCCCCAUGAGCAAGCAGAGCUCAUCCUACUCAGACCGGGACACCACAGAAGAAGACUGCGAGUCCCUGGAGGACAUGGACUUCUUGAGCCGGCAGAAGAAGCUGCAGGCGGAGGCCAAGCUGGCGCUGGCCAUGGCCAAGCCCAUGGCCAAGAUGCAGGUGGAGGUGGAGAGGCAGAACCGCAAGAAGUCCCCUGUAGCCGACCUGUUGCCCCAUUUGCCCCACAUCAGCGAGUGUCUGAUGAAGAGGAGCCUGAAGCCCACGGACCUGAGGGGCAUGACCCUGGGGCAGCUUCAGGUCAUCGUCAACGACCUGCACUCGCAGAUCGAGAGCCUGAAUGAGGAGCUGGUCCAGCUGCUGCUGAUCAGAGACGAGCUGCACAUGGAGCAGGACGCCAUGCUGGUGGACAUCGAGGACCUGACCAGACAUGCGGAGAGCCAGCAGAAACACAUGGCUGAGAGAACCCCGUCCAAAUGAGCGCUGUCUGCCUCACCCCACCCCGCCCCCCUCCGCCUCGCCCUCGCCCCGCCUAAACCUCCCCACCCCGCCCUCGCCCCGCUCCCCCCUGCCUCCGCUCC